This is a messenger RNA of Plodia interpunctella (Indianmeal moth), 2981 nucleotides long. Its product is annotated as uridine diphosphate glucose pyrophosphatase NUDT14-like. Gene Ontology annotation, biological process: ribose phosphate metabolic process; nucleoside phosphate metabolic process. The coding region runs from base 181 to 816 and encodes 211 amino acids. NCBI's taxonomy places the organism in Eukaryota, Metazoa, Arthropoda, Insecta, Lepidoptera, Pyralidae. The transcript is spliced from 4 exons. The record is from RefSeq and is a predicted model, not a curated record. Gene Ontology annotation, molecular function: metal ion binding; UDP-sugar diphosphatase activity.
GAGUACCUAUUGAUCGACAAAUACUGAACUGUCACUGUCAGCCGAUCAAAAUUUUUAUUUCAUUUUUCCCAUUUGAAAUCAAAUCUGCUAGCAUUCGGCAUUCCGCAAGUGAUACUGAAGAAUUAUCUUAUCAUAUUGUAGUUCAACUUCAAAAGAAUUAUCGUGGGUUAUCGCAAAACCAUGGAAGAUCUUAGCGACGUUUUUGUCACUGCGUUGCCUGAUUCUCCCUAUGUGAAACCUCUAAGAUUUAAUUUUACUCAGAAUGGAAGGAAGAAAACAUGGGACCUCCUCCAUGUUCACGACAGUGUGGCUAUUAUAGUAUUUAAUGUAUCUAGAAAAGUUAUGGUAUUCGUGAAACAAUUCCGUCCAGCUGUUUACUACAAUUGUAUAUCAGCCAAUGAUCGUCAGAAAACUGAGAUUGACACAGAGAAGUAUCCAGCAAGCCUGGGCAUCUCCCUAGAGAUUUGUGCUGGGAUCAUAGACAAAAAGUUGCCUGUGGAGGAGAUAGCUAGAGAGGAAGUUCUGGAAGAGUGUGGCUACAAUGUGGAUGUUAAUAGUCUGCAAAGAGUUGUAUCUUAUAGGUCAGGGGUCGGAGUCCAGGGUUCUCUGCAGACCCUGUUCUAUUGCGAAGUCACCGAUGAGAUGAAAGUUGAAGCGGGUGGAGGCAUUGAUGAAGAACUGAUAGAAGUUGUAGAAAUGAAUAUAAAUGAAGUGGAACAGUAUGUGAACUCUUGUGGGCCCCUGUCGAGCCCGCCGAGCUGCCUGUUUGCACUGAUGUGGUUCCUGCAUCAUAAGGCGAACAAAUUCAGGAAGUAGGUCCAAUGUGGUAAUAGUACGGUAGAUGUUGUCAUUCGAAUUUUACUAUCUUGCUCACAAUUAAUUGAUCUACAUCAGUUUUAUAGCUGGAUAGAAUUUUGAUGACCUAUUUACCAAAAGAAUAUAACGUGUUUGCAUAAUAUCAUAAUGAUGGUAUUUUAUUUUAUGAGGCACAUAAAUGUUAAGAUUUAUUAAGCUAUGAAUUAUAACUAAGAUAAGACCAUUAAGUAGAUAUUUUUCACUAUUAUUUAUGACAGAAUUUAUGCUCAAUAGCCUAAAGUCAUCCGACAUCACAUGAGUAACUACUGCCAUCUAGUGGGAAGCAGUUCCAUAAAGACAAUUAACUAAAUAAUCAAUCAUGCUCAAGUCUUCUCAUGAUAUCUUAGUCCUCUGGAAGCAAGUGGUGGUCUAUGAAAACUAGAUUGGUAUACAAACAACCUAGGACCUUUCGAUUACUAGGCGUCCCACUAGGCCAACACUGCUUCAAUUCACCUUUAUUCAUGGUUUCAAUGUUUUUAGGUCGUAUCAAUGAGUCGAAUUAAGGUUCCUUGUCAAAUUAACAAAAAAAUAUUUGAAUCACAUUCUCCAUAAACGCCGAAAUUUUGACGGGUCAGGAAACUUGUACCAUGAUAUUAUUACUGCAUUAUUUUCCAGAAAAGUGCAAUGUUUAUGUAAAUGUUUAUGUUUUACGACAAACCAUAAAACGAGCAUAUAAUUUGAAAGUGCCCUGUGCACUCUCGCUUAUCAGAUGAAAUUGUAUGGUAACAAAUAUGUAUUUACCUAUUGUUUUCAUGAUAAAGAUUUUUUUGCAUCAGGUCCUACAGACUCACUUGUGGAGAAUGCAAAACGAUUGAAGUAUAAUGUAUGUACUUCUUAUUAUGAUUUGUACAGUAUUUUGUAAUGUAUUGUAGAAGAAAAUAUUUUAGUUAUAAUUUGAAAUUGUAACUUCACUAUCUACUUAUAUUGUUACUAUCAUUUGAUUGGCGCUUUUAGUAGAACACAUAAUCAUGUGAGUACUAUCGUGGUUUAUAUAAUGCAAGAAAUUGUAAACCUUAUCUUCAACAUGUUAAGAACUAAAUUUUAUUUUUGUUAUAGCGAAGUGGCCUUGAAGUGACCUAUAUUGGAUGGGCUAUUAUAUUACUUAUCUAAGUGCUGAACGUUUUAGUUGAGACAAGAUUUUGAAGGAACUAUAUGAUAUUCGUGUCGGCUUAUGGUUGGUAAUAAUUCUUCCAGAUAAGCGAUUGAUAGAACUAUUUAAUAGUUUAUUUAAUUAAUACUAUGAAUAUAUUGAAUAUUUACUGAGUUUCCCUCCGUGGGAAUUUUGGGAUUCCGGACAGCUUCAUUCUUCCGCUGUAUGUCCGACUGCGUCAGUCUGUCCGGAUCCAUCAUCCGAGAAAAAACUGACUAAAAACCAUACAUCUACAUACACUGUGCAUAUACUAUCCUCGGAAGUGUCGUCGGCGGAUUGUGUGGGUUUGCAUUUCACUUCUCACUAUCGAAUUGAUUCGAAGUGAGACUCUGCAAACCAAUCACAUUGAGGUGUGGUUGUCGUUGCGUCACAAUGGCGUUCUGUGAUUGGUUAACUGCGUCUCACUGCGAAUGGAGUCGACGGUGAGAUGUAAAUAGCAAAGUCGCACUCCGUUUACCGUGAGUACCGUGAGUACCCCCAUUAACCGUGAGUAUGGAAAUAUCGGUACAAUUAUAGUUUUAAUGAAUUUGACACAUAAUGUGCAUUGCCUUAAAUAGAGAAUAGAAUGGCAGAAUUUGAAUAAGUGUUCUAUUGGCGAAUUUUGCGCCAAACCCGAUUUAUUCCAAUGCUUCCUAAAGAUAAACGAAUCUAAUAGUUUUUAGUUUUCUGUUUUUCUUUCAUAAUAAUAAAAUAUAGAUUUCCUGUUGAUUUAAUAAGUUAUAUAGGUAUUUUGUGUAAUAAAGACAUUAAUUGGCAUUUUGGGAAUAUACAGGUGAAUGUCCUAGUCACUAUUUCAAUGUUUUUUUUAAAUCAUUCGAUGUUACACAACAUGUGUACGUUUCUAUAGAUUUUGUUAGCGUCACGCUAUUAUGAAUAAUAUUGUAUAAUAAAUGUUCAGAUUAUUUCGACACAAGAUUUUAUUCAAAUUAUUAUAAACUGUGAUUUUAUGCCUUGUGAUUAAAGUUAUCAUUAUGAA